Seriola aureovittata is the source of this 2662-nucleotide messenger RNA. Its product is annotated as signal-regulatory protein beta-2-like. Lineage: Eukaryota; Metazoa; Chordata; Actinopteri; Carangiformes; Carangidae. The coding region runs from base 16 to 1047 and encodes 343 amino acids. Gene Ontology annotation, biological process: response to bacterium. The record is from RefSeq and is a predicted model, not a curated record. The transcript has 6 exons.
UGGAAUAACCCUAAAAUGUUGAUCAUAUUGUAUUUACUGCUGAUGCUCAAAGUGGGGCGAUGCACAGACGAGCAGAUCGUUGGGUCAAAGACUGUUCAUGUUGGAGAUAAUGUGACCCUCACAUGUGCUCGCAAGGGUUCAGGAAGCUUGUUUUGGAUCAGGACUGUUUCUGGAAAGGUUCCUCAAGUGUUAGGAAAAACAUAUAGCUUGGAGUCUGUUGAUCCUCGAAUUGAAGCCACUGAAGAGCGUGAAACAUUUGUAUUGUCUAUUAAAAAAGCAAAGCUAAGUGAUACAGCAGUUUACUACUGUAUGAAAAUACAUCAACAGAAAUUAAUAUUUUUAAAUGGAACAGACCUGAGAGUUGAAGGAACAGAACCUGAUGUCACUACAGUCCCUACACCUGAUCCAGUCCAUACAGAAGCCUCUGUGUCUCUGCAGUGUUCAACCCUCUCUGACUCAGAGACAAAACUGUGUCCAGAAGAAAAGUGUGUGUGCUGUUUUGGAGCAGGAGCUGAAUCUCAGCCAAGUUUUAAUUAUACUCAAGGAAACAGUGUUUGUGGAUAUGACAAGAAUCCUGAGGGACUCUCAACAAAGAAAUCUAUAUGCACCUUCUUGAAGAACGUCACCUCUUCUGAUAAUGGGACUUAUUACUGUGCUGUGGCCACGUGUGAACAGAUCAUUUCUGGAAAUGGAUCAAAACUCCAUUCUGAUGAAAGCGGUUUGCAUGCACAGAAGGACAACACAGUUCUCUUUCUGUUAUGUGCUGCUUUGGCUAUAAGUCUGAUUGUUAUAGCCUUUCUCAUUUAUUUAAUCAAGCAACUCAAGAAAAGUUCAUAUGGUCAUUACGCUGAUUUUGCUCUACAAGCAAAUGCAACAGCCAGUGCUAAUCAGGAAAGUCAGCAGACAGAUGAGGAUUCAUUGGUUUAUUCUGCACCUACCUUCACCGGCAGACAAGCUAGAGCUAGCAAAGCAGGAACAAGGGAUACAAAAACAGCGGAAGAAGAGAGUAUCUACACUGAUGUCCGUGCUCUUGGGUUGGAUAAAUAAUAGUAAUAAUCUCAAAUAGUCUAAAAACACUCCAUUUACUUAAUCAUAAUAAUAAUUUUGUCUUCACAUUGUGAGGGUACAUUGAAAUCUUAUUUCGCCUCUAAAGUCAGUAAAAUAUACAGUACCCAUCAAUAGUUUGGGCACACUCUCCCAUUGGGAAAGUGAUAUUUGACCUAUUCCUAAAUAUAUUUGACAUAUAUUUAACCCAAAAAAAAAUCUUUUUGACAUUAUAUGUAGUUAUAUUUAUUGUACCAAUAGACCAAUGACUAUAUACUUCCCUUCCACUGUACAAACAUGAAGCCAAAAUAUCUGCACAGUCAUGAUCGGCAAGUGGAGCCACAGUAUCAAGGUCCCGCCUAUACACCCACUAGACCCAAUCACAAGUCAGUCACAGCUGUCAAUCAAUCAUGACGUUAAACUCACUUUUUAUAAGCAUCAAAUAACUAAUUAAAUCCAAACGUAUCAUGAAAAGUAACACUUAAACAUACAUCAAUGUGAUAAGAGCUACCUAAAAUGACAGAAAUCAUGUUUGGGAAAAUCUUUUUGAUAUACUUUGAUUCACUAGUUUGGCCCAUAUCCCAUCCACUAACACAGAGAGGGCGGGGUUUAUGACCUAUACUGCAGCCAGCCAACAGAGGGCAAUUAGUUGUUUUGGCUUCAUUGUUGGGGAGCUGUGAUGUCGUCGAUCUUUGUAUACAGUCAAUGCUGUAGAGCUAUGCAGUGUGGAUCACAAAACUGAGUUUUUAUCAAAGUUGAGAAACUUAUGUACUUUUACAUAUGUAUUUGUAAGUCUGUAAACAUCUUCCAUGUAUCAAUGCCAUGCCAAGCUAAUGUACUGACAGGACAUGGUGGGUGUGUAAAUGUGUUGCUUCCUUCAUAAAAGAUAAAUAACAAGAGAUAUCAAACCUAUAAUGAAAUUACAAGUUAAACUUAAAUUUUAAUGCACCAUUUUCUAAAACUUUGUGGUGUUUUUUUUUUUUUGCUUAUACAUAGCCAUAAAUGAUUCAUCUUAUAUAGUAGAAUGAUAUGUUACAACGUGAUUAUUUUUGAAACCACCUCUGUAGGGAGCUUGAAAGCGUUGCUUAAUGAAUAAAUGCAACAUGAUAUUAAUAAAAAACUAUUAAAAUAAUAACUCAGGGAGUGAUCAUAUAACAUUACCAGUUUUAAUAUUACUGACUGACUGAAUAUUAUAUGCCAGUGAUGAUGUGUCCCAACCCCUUCAGUUACUGCAGUACCUUUAUUCAGCUGUGCUCACAAGAUUACAUAGAAUAUGGAAAAUUGAAUUUUCCUUAGUGCUGCUGUUUUAUACUGUAUAUCAUAUACACCAAUGUAGGACCAUUGCAAUACUAUAAUCUCAAUAAAAUAAUUAAAUUCUGGAGAACCCACAACUGAACCAUGAGGUACUCCAAAGGGAAUGUUUUCUUAAAAGUUCAGUUAAUAUGUUCAAGCCUGGUCUUUGAAACUUUUUACAGACAUUCAUGGUGCUCAGAGAAUGAAUCCUAAUAACUUUGGUGCUUCCCAGGCACCACGAGGUUCAAAUCUGUGGCUUUAACUGAAAUGUAUCAAUGGCUAUUCAAUGAAUUGCUAUGAAAUCUGGCACACAUUAGUGCCCCAC